This is a messenger RNA of Exophiala aquamarina CBS 119918, 984 nucleotides long. RefSeq lists its product as uncharacterized. NCBI's taxonomy places the organism in Eukaryota, Fungi, Ascomycota, Eurotiomycetes, Chaetothyriales, Herpotrichiellaceae. Bases 1 to 984 code for a protein of 327 amino acids. The record is from RefSeq and is a predicted model, not a curated record. The transcript has a single exon. Gene Ontology annotation, molecular function: DNA binding; DNA-binding transcription factor activity. Gene Ontology annotation, biological process: regulation of transcription by RNA polymerase II.
AUGACGACCUUUUGUUCAGGUCCAUCGUCUGGUAUUCCCAGCGUCAGUGACCUUGACGGAUACACCUUUAGAGACUACCAGUUUCCACCUCCCAACUAUCCUCCUAGCAAUGAUGACAACUUUGGCUUUGACCCGCCCUCAGAUAAACCAAUGACGAUGAAUGUGUAUCAGACGUACAGUCCCCCAAACGACUUAUCUCUGUCUGGCUGGCCCGAGUUCGAGCGCGAAUGCGAUAUCAAAGACACCGUGGAGCCUCCCAUGGAUUUGGAUGCCUUUGAUGUCGAAAAGUUCAUCUCUUCUUCGCUUCCAAGUAGCGAGACAGCUGUGGCACGUUUCGGUCAAAUGACACCUCCCCGUUCAAACUCGGCAGUUAGCUCUCACUCCCCAGGCAAAACAAUGCCCCCCAAGGCUGCGCCAGAGCGGAAAAAGAGCAAGGCUCAAGCCAAACCUACUGAAGGUGCUGCAAAGCCUGGACGGAAAAGGAAGUCGACACGGAAAGCAUCCGUUGCUUCUGACGCUUCUGAGCCACUCGAGGGAUCGAAACGAAAACAGUCAUUGGAGAAGAAUCGACUGGCUGCUGCAAAAUGUCGCAUCAAUAAAAAGGAGAAGACGGAGCUGCUACAGCGUGACUCUCACGACAAAGCAGUACAGAACUCUUAUCUAAAAGAUCAAGUCAUGCGCAUGAAGGACGAGAUUCAACAGAUGAAUGCAGUCCUCCUCGCACAUGCCAACUGUGAAGGCUGCAGGUCCCCUGAGAGCCUCCAAGCCCACCUCAGUCAACUGGGCAGUGAUUUCUUCAACCACCAGCAUAUGGACAAUGGAGUCCCGAACUUCCUCGAAUACUCUCAGAUGGGCUAUUCGCCGCUUGCUGCAGCACAAGGCAGCUUCUUCCCCAGCACCACCAGCGGAUCAAUAGUCAAUCCUCCUCUACCAGAAUUCAACCGAGGAGCAGAAUUCGAGGUGCACACCCCUCACGGCGAUUGA